Molecule: messenger RNA, 2343 nt
Organism: Molossus molossus (Pallas's mastiff bat)
Lineage: Eukaryota; Metazoa; Chordata; Mammalia; Chiroptera; Molossidae
Gene: NADSYN1
Product: NAD synthetase 1
Exons: 21
Coding region: 52-2172 (706 amino acids)
Biological process (GO): NAD+ biosynthetic process
Cellular component (GO): cytoplasm
Molecular function (GO): ATP binding; NAD+ synthase (glutamine-hydrolyzing) activity; glutaminase activity
Source: RefSeq, a predicted model, not a curated record
CGUCCCAGUGAGGCCGAAGGACCAGGUCCGCGCCGGGCAGCCGUGGCCAGGAUGGGCCGGAAGGUGACCGUGGCCACCUGCGCGCUCAACCAGUGGGCCCUGGACUUCGAGGGCAACUUGCAGAGGAUUUUAAAGAGCAUCGAAAUUGCUAAACAGAAGGGAGCAAGGUACAGACUUGGACCGGAACUGGAGAUAUGCGGCUACGGAUGCUGGGAUCAUUAUUACGAGUCGGACACCCUCUUGCACUCGUUCCAAGUGCUGGCUGCCCUCCUGGAGUCUCCGGUCACUCAGGACAUCAUCUGUGACGUGGGAAUGCCCGUGAUGCACCGGAACGUGCGCUACAACUGCAGGGUGAUAUUUCUCAACAGGAGAAUCCUGCUCAUCAGACCCAAGAUGGCCCUGGCAAACGAAGGGAACUACCACGAGAUGCGCUGGUUCACCCCGUGGUCCAGGAGCCGGCAGACGGAGGAGCACUUCCUCCCUCGGAUGAUCCGGGACCUGACGAAGCAGGAGACUGUGCCCUUUGGGGACGCAGUGCUGGCCACCCGGGACACCUGCAUCGGCAGCGAGAUCUGCGAGGAGCUCUGGACGCCCCACAGCCCACACAUCGACAUGGGCCUGGACGGCGUGGAGAUUUUCACCAACGCCUCCAGCAGUCACCACGUGCUGCGCAAAGCCCACACCAGGGUGGACCUGGUCACCAUGGCCACCACCAAGAGCGGCGGGAUUUACCUGCUGGCCAACCAGAAGGGCUGUGACGGAGACCGGCUCUACUACGACGGCUGCGCCAUGGUCGCCAUGAACGGCCGCGUGUUCGCCCAGGGAGCCCAGUUCUCGCUGGACGACGUGGAAGUCCUCACCGCCACCUUGGAUUUGGAGGACGUCAGAAGCUACAGGGCGGAGAUGUCGUCACGAAAUCUGGCGGCCAGCCGGGCGAGCCCCUACCCCCGCGUGAAGGUGGACUUUGCCCUCUCUCACCACGAGGACCUGCUGGAGCCGCUGUCCGAGCCCGUGGAGUGGAAAUACCACAGUACCAGCGAGGAGAUCAGCCUCGGGCCCGCUUGCUGGCUCUGGGAUUUUUUACGACGAAGCCAACAGGCCGGGUUUUUCCUGCCCCUGAGCGGCGGGGUGGACAGCGCGGCCACCGCCUGCCUCGUCUAUUCCAUGUGCCGCCAGGUCUGCGAGGCCGUGAAGACGGGAAAUCAGGAGGUGCUGGCCGACGUCCGGGCCGUCGUGAGCCAGGCCAGCUACACCCCCCAGGACCCGAGGGAGCUCUGUGGACGCCUCCUGACCACCUGCUACAUGGCCAGCGAGAACUCCUCCCAGGACACGAGCGACCGGGCCCGAGAGCUGGCGCAGCAGAUCGGGAGCCACCACAUCGGCCUCGGCAUCGACCCCGCCGUGAAGGCCGUCGUGGGCAUCUUCAGCCUGGUGACGGGGAAAAGGCCCCUGUUUGCGGUUCACGGAGGAAGCAGCCGGGAGAACCUGGCCCUGCAGAACGUGCAGGCUCGACUGAGGAUGGUCAUCGCCUAUCUCUUCGCUCAGCUGAGCCUCUGGUCUCGGGGUGCUCCAGGUGGACUUCUGGUGCUGGGAUCGGCCAACGUGGACGAGAGCCUCCUGGGCUAUCUGACCAAGUACGACUGCUCCAGCGCGGACAUCAACCCCAUCGGCGGGAUCAGCAAGACGGACCUGCGGGCCUUCAUCCAGUUCUGCGUCGAGCGCUUCCAGCUCCCCGCCCUGCAGCGCAUCCUGGCCGCGCCGGCCACCGCGGAGCUGGAGCCCUUGGCCGACGGACAGGUGUCCCAGACUGACGAGGAAGACAUGGGGAUGACGUACGCGGAGCUCUCGGUCUACGGGACGCUCCGGAAGGUGGCCAAGACCGGGCCCUACAGCAUGUUCUGCAAACUGCUGCACCUGUGGAGAGACCUCUGCAGCCCUCGGCAGGUGGCUGACAAGGUGAAGCAGUUCUUCUCCAAGUACUCCCUGAACCGGCACAAGACGACCACGCUCACGCCCGGGUACCACGCCGAGCGCUACAGCCCCGACGACAACCGCUUCGACCUGCGGCCCUUUCUCUACCGCGCCGGCUGGCCCUGGCAGUUCCGCUGCAUAGAAAACCAGGUUCUGCAGCUGGAGAGGAGGGAGCGGCAGGACGUGGACGGCGUGGACUGACGGGCCUGCGUGGAGGGCCCAUGUGACCUCAGCCUUGCUGGUGACCUUGAGCGGAGCUGUGCCCUCUCUGCCCUGAGCCCGCAGCGUGUCCACACAUCUUGUUCCACGUUUCAAGGGAGAGGGACCUUUCUGUUCCUUAGAAGAGGGUUGGAAUAAAGAGAGUGUGAUUUU